AUGCGUAACACUGUCACAGCCUUAUUAACUCGCGAGCGAAAUGUUUCCAGUACAGACGAAAACACUUCCCGCCUCUAGAAACCCCUAAUUUUGACUGAUCAGAGGAUUUAUCCGAUGGACUCCGGAGAGAGCAGUGAUGAAAGUCCGGUAGUAGCUAAGAAAGGCAAAUCGAAAACUCCUCGGAAACCUAAAACUAGUGUUCUUAAACAGAAAUCUCCUGCCGAGUUCUUUGCGGAGAAUAAGAACAUUGCUGGGUUUGACAACCCUGGGAAAUCCCUUUACACUACAGUGAGAGAACUUGUUGAAAAUGCACUUGAUUCUGCAGAGUCCAUUGCAGAGCUUCCAUUAGUUGAAGUAACAAUUGAGGAGAUUAACAGAAGCAAAUUCAAUUCCAUGAUUGGUCUUAUUGAUCGGGAGCGAAUUGAUGAGGCACUAUAUGGUGAUUUUGAGACAGUCAAGGCUCGUGAGAAACGGCUUGCCAAAGAAGCUCGUUUCCAAGAAAUCCAGGCCAAAAAUUCAGCCCUUGGGAAGAAAGUUAAAGAACCAACUGCUGCAAAGGGCAUGAAGGGUCGAGGUGAGGCCUCAUUUUACAGGGUGACUUGUAAGGAUAAUGGAAGAGGAAUGCCUCAUGAUGAUAUCCCAAAUAUGUUUGGACGAGUUUUAUCUGGGACAAAGUAUGGGCUGAAGCAAACACGUGGAAAAUUCGGACUUGGUGCAAAAAUGGCAUUAAUUUGGUCAAAGAUGAGUACAGGACUACCUAUAGAGAUAUCAUCAUCAAUGAAGAAUCAAAAUUACACUACAUUCUGCAGGCUGGAUAUAGACAUUCAUAGAAACAUUCCCCAUAUCCAUUUACACGAGAAGAGAGAUGACAAAGAUCAAUGGCAUGGAGCUGAGAUCCAAGUUGUAAUCGAGGGAAACUGGACAACAUAUCGUUCUAAGAUAUUGCAUUAUAUGCGUCAAAUGGCUGUUAUUACUCCAUAUGCCCAAUUCAUGUUUCGAUUUGUCGCAGACACACCAGAUAAAAACGUGAGCAUAAGGUUUGCAAGAAGGACAGAUGUAAUGCCUGCAGUUCCUCUUGAAACAAAGUACCACCCAUCAGCUGUGGAUUUGCUUCUGAUCAAACGCCUGAUUGGUGAAACUUCAAAGCAGAAUCUUUUGCAAUUUCUUCAGCAUGAAUUUGUUAACAUUGGGAAGGCACAUGCUGAACGAUUAAUCGGGGAAAUGGGUCCGGAUUUCAGCUCCAAAACACAAGUCAACUCAUUGACUUCACAACAGAUUGUCCGCAUGCAUCAGUUGUUUCGACAAGCCAAGUUUGAUGAUCCUAGUGGUGAUUGUCUUAGUCCUGCAGGAGAGUACAACCUUCGCCUGGGUAUAAUAAAGGAACUUCAGCCAGAAAUGGUUGCAACAUAUACUGCAAGUGCUCAAGUAUUUGAAGGACACCCAUUCAUUGUAGAAGCUGGAGUUAGUCUAGGAGGAAAAGAUGUCAAGCAAGGUUUAAAUAUCUUCCGGUUUGCAAAUCGUAUUCCACUGCUGUUUGAGCAAGGUGCUGAUGUUGUCACAAGAACUGCCAUGAAGAGAAUCAAUUGGAAUAUUUACAAAAUUAAUCAGACACAGGAUAAGAUCGGGGUUUUUGUUAGCAUUGUAAGCACAAAAAUUCCAUUCAAAGGGACUGGAAAGGAAUAUAUUGGAGAUGACAUAAGCGAGAUUGCUAAUGCUGUCAAGACUUCUCUUAAACAAUGUUGCGUCCAGCUAAAGUCAAAAAUAGUGAAGAAAAUUCAGGCUCGUGAGCAGCAAGAGAGAAAAAGAAAUUUAAGCAGGUACAUUAAUGAUGCUACGGGUGCUAUAUAUGGAAUACUGAAGGAGGCAUCACAGUUGCAUGGAAAUGCAAAUAAGAAGAAACGCACAGAGUUAAAGGAUGAAGAUGCUCAACUUCUUCAGAAGGUCUCAGAUCGUGUGAUCACAAAAGAGAUCCUAAGUGAAAAGCUUGCUCAGCAUGUUGAACAGGUGGAUUAUGAGAUGGCAAUGGAGUAUGCGACACAAAGUGGAGUGAGGGAAGAACCGAGAGAAAAUAUAUACUUACAACCACUUGAGCCUCAAAACAACUUCAUAGACUUCCAGACUCCUGUCUUUGUCUUCAGGCUCUUUCACUAGGUAUUCAACCAAUCCAUAUAAUUUAAUUUGGAGUAUUCUUAUUUUCUUCACAUUGUUGUAUUGUAUUAAAUAAGCAACUAACAAAGUUUGAAUAUAAAUUAUUUGAUGGGAUUUAUCAUUUAUAAUAGAUUGUGUUUUUAUAUACA
This is a messenger RNA of Lactuca saligna, 2297 nucleotides long. NCBI's taxonomy places the organism in Eukaryota, Viridiplantae, Streptophyta, Magnoliopsida, Asterales, Asteraceae. The record is from the annotation of a GenBank genome assembly.